Malassezia globosa CBS 7966 is the source of this 1839-nucleotide messenger RNA. RefSeq lists its product as uncharacterized. Gene Ontology annotation, cellular component: Ric1-Rgp1 guanyl-nucleotide exchange factor complex; Golgi membrane. The record is from RefSeq and is a predicted model, not a curated record. Gene Ontology annotation, biological process: retrograde transport, endosome to Golgi. The coding region runs from base 1 to 1839 and encodes 612 amino acids. The transcript is spliced from 2 exons. Lineage: Eukaryota; Fungi; Basidiomycota; Malasseziomycetes; Malasseziales; Malasseziaceae.
AUGUCUCACCCACAUGCGCGGCAAAAAUCCGUCGUCGCGUACCAAGUUGAAGAUCUCAGCCAGGCAUUUGGACUUUUGCAGAACCAUGAUCAUGCAGAUGCAGACGCAGCCGCAGAGUCGACGACAGUAUCAGGUGCCGCGCCACAUGCACUGACGGACUUUCAGCCAUCACCACAUCCCGACAUGUAUGUGUCACACAACGAAGCUAUGGACGCUGCACUACGCGAUUCUGUCGUGACAUGGGCUGGCGACUCGCUCACUGAACAUGAAGUCAAGAGCCCCCUAUUCCCAGAACGCGAUACGCUGCCUAUCGGACAUGAAAAGCUGCUCUGGACCUUCGCUCAGUUCGGUGGCACGAUGGAGCUGGAGCAUGGUCUGGUGCGUGCGACGGACUUUGAUCGUCUGCGCAUGCGGCUUGCGCGGGGUGAGCUGCCCAGCGUGCCGUCGUCACCUGCGUCCGCGGAAGGCACGCCGCGCACACUAGGGGGGGGUGAGUUUGGGUACGAUGCCGAAUAUGAGGCAGGGUCUAUUGAGUACGACAAGGGUCUAGUCACGGCGGACUUGCGCGAGAAACAUGCGCCGGCGAUCGCGACAAUUGCAGCUUUGCUGUUCCGACCAGCGAGUAUGCUGCGAUCGCCACAGCAGCACCAGCAACCCUCGCCUUCAUUGCGGCACAGUAGAUCCGGCUCGACGCUCUCCGAUAUCCAGACGCGCACACUUAUGAGCCGCACACUGCCGACAUACUCGACGCCACCGACCAUGCUCGGCAUCGAUAUGCAGCUUGCGCCAGGCGAAAGCCGUUCAUUCACCUUCAAGCUGCAGCUUCCCAUGGACCUGCCGCCCUCUUUCCAUGGCCAUUCCGUGCACUUUGACUACUACCUGACGGUCGGUACGAACCGAGCCGAUACACGCUCCGGCAGUGCCCAGCAAUCGCGGCUUUUGCACAUUCCCAUCCGCAUCUACAAUCAUGUGGCGCCUAGCACGGGUCUUCAUACGUGUUUUGAUCUCUUGAACCCGAUUGUGACUCCGCAGCUUGAUGCGUCCGUGGCCGCCGUGCAAGAGACAUCGGCAGCUGGUGGUGCCAGCGCCGCCGCCGGCAAGUCCGCACAAGCGUAUGAAAAAGAGCGCGCAGAGACGGCGCAGUGGAUCGCCCGUCUGUGGGAGGGAGCACAGCCUGUGAAUGAGCGCACAGAUGCGCCCACGGUCCCCAGCUGCAUGGACGCAGUCCAUGACCUGACGCAGCGGGCCGGCAAAGUGUCGUACGACAUCGCGAAGAAUGGCCACGUGGCAGCCGUGUUGACACUCGCACGGGCCAAGUACCGUCUGGGCGACGACGUGCAGGCGAUUGUGCGGAUGAACAUGCCUGAGACAUCGGUGCGCAUUGUUCGGCUUGCAGCGACCCUCGAGUCGCACGAAGAGAUCGACGCUACGAUGGCACUCCUGCCGGCAGGGCGUGUGCAGAAAGCGACGACGCAGGUGUAUGCGGUGCAUCACGAAAACACGCUCGAUACACGACAGACAAGCGUGUUGCUGACCAUUCCAAGCGGAGCGACGCCGGAGUUUUCGACUAGCGGCAUCCGGCAUCGCUGGUCGCUCCGCAUCUCGCUGCUGACGGAGACAGCAGACAAUGGCACACACCAAGUGCCACCGCCGCCGCAUCUGCAGCCGGAGAGCGAGGGAUACGCUGCCUACCAUACCUCGUUUCACGGUACACAGUCACUAUGUGGACGCAUCGGCACGCUGACGACCCGCCUUGAAAUCGUCGAAUGUUCCGUCCCUGUUGUCGUGCUACCGAAUCGAUCGAGGCGUAAGACGGUUCCUGUAGAAUUGUAUGCAUAG